CGGUAGUGUCGUGUAAGUGUCUUCUUUCCAAUGGUAAAUCGUAAUGGUUCUUCCCUUGGAGGAACUAAAGUAAGCUUAAAGGAAUACGAUCUAUUAGGGGCACUCAAGAUAACGUUUCAGGAAUCGAAAACCCAGUACAUCGCGACGAGCGAAGACGGUUUUCCGGCGUUCGGUUUAAAAGCCGGCUCCGAUGUCAAAUCUCCAUAUCGUCUCUUCCUUCCCGAAAAACUUUUUCCCGAAUUUUCAAUUCUUGCACGAGUCCAACCUACUACUCGUAGAGGCGGUUAUUUAUUCGCAGUAGUUAACCCUCUUGAUACCGUUGUUCAAUUGGGCAUUAAGCUCUCACCCGCCGGUCCUGGGACUAACAUAUCGUUAAUUUACACACAUCCUAGUCAAUUUCCAACUCAAGUUUUGGCCGAAUUUAUUACCGAGAAAUUCGUUCACAAUUGGUUUAAAUUCGCCUUUCAAGUUUUUAGCGAUAACGUCACCCUGUACCUUAAUUGUAAAAAAUUCGGCAGCGUUAACAUAAAACGCGAACGUCCGCAGCUGGUUUUCGAUUCCGCUUCGACACUUUACAUCGGACAAGCUGGGCCCAUCAUUAAAGAUCCGUUCGAGACAGUGGUCAAAGGUAUUCUUGUAUUUCAUGCUAUAACUGGUUUCGACACUACUUCCUACUUUGCUGGCAUUGGAAAACAAAGAGCUUUCGGAGUAUUCAAAAAGUACGCCGCCUUGCUCAUUGGACUAGGUGUUCAUCCUCUUUCAGAAGAUACUUUAAAACGAUGUGAGGAAUUUAUGUCUCUAACUUGGUACACUGCUGAUAGAGCUUCCCAAACUCUUCCUCCUGUAAAGGAGUAUGGUUGGAAUAAUGAUGGUGAUCGCUUGCAACCAAUUCUCCAAACCUUGGAAGCCGUGCCAAAAGCAUGCCAAAACAGUUGCGGAGGCAUUAUUAGUAUGCGAACAUCGAAUUAUUUCACAAAUUUAAAAUCGGGCAAACUUCUAGAAAGUCCCGAAAAACAAAGGCAAUGUAAGAAACCCGUUAGCAAUGUUGAUGGUUUCAUACAAGCAGCGAUUCGAAAGAAACCUCUAAAACGAUAUGCUUCUGAUGAGAUGGCGUUAGAAAAUGAGGAAUUCAAACAAACCAUUGAUGCAGUUACACCUUAUAUGUGGAAACGCACUGGAUAG
Messenger RNA from Photinus pyralis (common eastern firefly), 1182 nucleotides. RefSeq lists its product as uncharacterized. The record is from RefSeq and is a predicted model, not a curated record. Lineage: Eukaryota; Metazoa; Arthropoda; Insecta; Coleoptera; Lampyridae. Bases 31 to 1182 code for a protein of 383 amino acids. The transcript has 6 exons.